Molecule: messenger RNA, 4505 nt
Organism: Canis lupus familiaris (dog)
Lineage: Eukaryota; Metazoa; Chordata; Mammalia; Carnivora; Canidae
Gene: STX16
Product: syntaxin 16
Exons: 10
Coding region: 706-1548 (280 amino acids)
Biological process (GO): intracellular protein transport; vesicle-mediated transport; vesicle fusion
Cellular component (GO): endomembrane system; membrane; SNARE complex
Molecular function (GO): SNARE binding; SNAP receptor activity
Source: RefSeq, a predicted model, not a curated record
CCAGGAGGCGCGGGCCGGGCCUCUGGCGGGGAAACUGAGUCCGAGGCAGGCCGCGGGGGCAGGGGCCGCGGGCCCCCGGGGGUCCCCGAGCCCGCGGGGUAGGGGGCUUCAGGGCCUCCCCGUGCACGGCCGGAUUGGCGGGCCAGACGCUUGUAGAUCCGAGGCCGGAUUGGGGUGGGGUCUCCGGGACGCGGGCCAGCGAGGCCCGGAUUGGGGGGAUUCCGGCGCUUGGAGAUCGAAGGCCGGCCUUGAGGAGGGGGAGUCAGACAAUUGGCAAGCCUAGGAGGUUAUUUGGGGAGGGGUCUCCGCGCCUCGGCGAGGCGCAACGCGGCGCCGCGGGGCCCCAGGCCUCGUCCCGCGCGGCCUCUGUGCAGGGUGGGCCGCCCCGGCCGGGCCGCCGGAAAGAAAGUGAACAAACCAGGACGCUAAGUGGGCGGGGGGCCCCUGAGCGGGGGGUCACAAAGGGUGAGGCAUGGCCACCAGGCGUUUAACCGACGCUUUCUUGUUGUUGCGGAAUAAUUCCAUCCAAACCCGGCAGCUGUUAGCCGAGCAAGAGCUGGAUGAGAACAUGGCCUGUCCCUGUGGGCUUCAGCAGACUCAGCUCCCAGACCCAUCACUAAGUGCCAAGGAGCCUGCUGCCAGAUAGUGUGCACGUGUGAUUCCCACUCUUUCUGUUUUUGAUUUUGAGAAGAAGAACUCACACUGAUGCUUCUUGCUGAUGACCGUAUGGCUCUGGUAUCAGGCAUUAGCUUAGAUCCAGAAGCAGCAAUUGGUGUGACAAAACGGUCACCUCCUAAAUGGGUGGAUGGAGUGGAUGAAAUACAGUACGAUGUUGGCCGAAUUAAACUGAAGAUGAAGGAAUUAGCCAGCCUUCAUGACCAGCAUUUAAACAGACCCACCCUGGAUGACAGCAGUGAGCAGGAGCACGCCAUUGAAAUAACCACCCAAGAGAUUACUCAGCUCUUUCACAGGUGCCAGCGUGCGGUGCAGGCUCUGCCCAGCCGGGCCCGCAGGGCCUGCUCUGAGCAGGAGGAGCGGCUCCUUCGCAACGUGGUGGCCUCCCUGGCGCAGGCUCUGCAGGAGCUGUCCACCAGCUUCCGGCGUGCACAGUCGGGCUACCUCAAACGCAUGAAGAAUCGAGAGGAAAGAUCCCAGCAUUUUUUUGAUACAUCAGUACCACUAAUGGAUGAUGGAGACGAUAAUACUCUUUAUGAUCGGGGUUUUACAGAUGACCAGUUAGUGCUGGUGGAGCAGAACACUCUGAUGGUGGAGGAGAGGGAGCGGGAAAUUCGCCAGAUCGUGCAGUCCAUUUCUGACCUGAAUGAAAUAUUUAGGGACUUAGGAGCAAUGAUUGUGGAGCAGGGUACAGUCCUUGAUAGAAUUGACUAUAAUGUUGAGCAGUCCUGUAUCAAAACUGAAGAUGGCUUGAAACAGCUUCACAAGGCAGAGCAGUAUCAAAAGAAGAAUCGGAAGAUGCUUGUGAUUUUAAUAUUAUUUGUCCUCAUCGUUGUCCUCAUUGUUGUCCUCAUCGGCGUGAAGUCUCACUAGGCGUCCGUGGGGCUGCGUGUGCCGCCUGCUUGGACUCCCGGCGCGAGGGGCUCGGCCGCCCUGCGGGCACAGCAGAGGCACGGGCCGCGGACCGCGUGGGGGCAGCGAGCACUGGCCUGGACUCCUCGCAGUCGUGCUCAAGCAGAGGGAACGGGCUUCUGGUUUUCCUUCAUGGUCAAGAAUUUAAGGACCUUUGCUACUGCUGCAGAAUAGAGAUUGAGCUCUGUCAUCGGUUAUAACAUAUAUUUUUUUUAGAAAGAGAAAAUGAGUUGAAUGUUUACAGGCACGCCACAAGCUGGUCGAUACUGUAUGUGCAUAUGCUAUUUUUUUAGCCGUCAUGUCUGAGCAGCAUGUUAAAAUAAUUUUUGGAAACAUUUUUUUAAAAACCAUGUGGUUUUUAAAAAAUUUGGUACCAAAAAUUUAUGAGUAGAGGCAAAAAUGCCUCUUCAUCUUUCUCUGUAUAUUUUCCAGUUGAAAACAAACUGAGAAGUCCUUUAAGAAUUUAUAAUCCGUUCCCCAUUAACUUAAUUUAGCUUUUCCAUCACUGUUAAUGAUCAGAGUAACAAAGUGUGAAAAAUAAGAAACCAUCAUUGAUGUUAAUUAACACAUUUAGAUGGGCCAGUUAAAACAGCUUCAUAAGUUUAAAUUAAUUGUAAAUGGACUAUUCCUCAUCUAGAAUUUGUGCCCUGCAUUUUCUACUGUAAACCAAAAGGGGUUACUCACAAAACCACCUAAAUUUAAAAGUUGGUGAUUUGAACCAACCUCACAUGAAAACAUGAAAAUAGAAGAUUGGCAGUGUCAUGAAAGUCACCAGAGUCAGCCAGUGUGUCCCUGUGCUCGUCCCCAGCCGUCCUUGCUCAAUCCAUUACUUAUAUACUAACCACAUAAUGGCCUGUUCAAACCAGACACCAUUUAAUGAACUGUGAAUUUACACAGAGGCCAUUCUAAAUGGGUCACCCCAUUUAGGAUUAGUGGAUCUCAAAUUAUUAACCAAACAUCACUCCAUUUCAAAGUAAAAUAUUCCACCGUGGUAUGAUUUAUCGGCUCUUCCACUGCUACUUAACAUGCCCCGAAAGUAGGCAUGUUCCUGCAGAUUCUGAAAAUCUUGAUUAGGAAAUCCCUCAUUUGUAUGAGCAUGAAUCAGAUCGCCAAAGUAGGCCUUUGCCGUUUACUUACCUAUUAUCAAUAUGGUGCUCGAAUAUAUUCCUGGAACUGUAGAAUAAUGUGUAAGGUGAUGGUAACUUUGAAAGCUGAAGUUGUUCAUGUUCUAUUUGGUCUUGAGAUAACGGUAUCUUUUUAAUGGUCUUUGUAUAAUUUUCGAUGGCUUUUCCAUUGUUGUUUGCCUCUCCUAAAAACGUUUAAGAAGAGCAUGACCUCAUUAAAUGUGCUAUGUUUUAUUUGGAUCAAUCACAUAAAAUGUCUCUUUAGAAUUGACUUUGAAGUUGUUUCCAGAAACUUAAACUCAAGUCCAGAGGUUCAAGUCAUCCAAACAGAUCAUGGUAUUAAUACCCAAACCCACGCUCCAGCCUUCCCUUUCCAAGUUGUUUGCGACUUCAGGCCCCCACUGAUUUCUCAUUACUGAUGUGGCUGUGGAAUGAUCUAAGGGUGUCCCUGGCAUUUCGGGAAAUCGCAUGGUAUUCCCUGACAAUUAUUUAUUAGGGAGAAAGGUCAGGAAAACAAAUCCACCACCUACCUGAUCACCCCUGAAAUGUGGGGCUUCUACAGAUCUUGAGAAUAGCUCGAGGCAUUGUCUGCUCACAGCAGAUUCUAAUCCAGUGGCAGAGUCGAGGCGAUCCCCGAUCCCCGAGACCAGCGCUCCGAGGAAUGGGGCCUGAGGAUCAGGGGUCUUCCCUCCCUGACAGUCUGCAGUGGUGGUGCUGGAUUAUUGGUAAAGCUUUUAAGAUGCUCAGUCUUCCCUUGAAGGAAGGUGACCUUUUAAGAAAGGAUCACCAAAAAAAAAAAAAAAAAAAAUUCACCGUUUAUAUAUAUUUAUUUUCAGUUGAUAGGGGGUGAUAGGGGUUGGUUUUUGCACCCCCCAACCCAUCUGGGUAAAAUAAUAGAUCUAAAUAGGAGUGGUUUUAAGAAUCUCGAAUGGUGUGAAGCCAGUGCAGUGCCAGCGAAAGCCCCAGCUGUCUCUGCCAUUCCCUUGUCCCAAGGCGGGAAGCAGCCCCAGAGCCUGUGCGAAACACUGUAUUUUUCUUUUGAGCCUUUACUUAGGGAAAGAUCAACAGCCUUGGAGGAAGUAAGAGAAAAUUGGUAAUGGAGUCCUAGUACCCUUGGGGUCAUUCUUCCCGGCUGAAGGCGAUGGGGGAUCCUUUUCCUGCAGACAGCCAUUGUCUGUGGGAAGACCAAGCCAUCCCUCUCUGUUGGGCUCCAGGGUGGGGGUGGGGGUGGGGGGGGGUCCCUCCCCUCUCCUGGGAUGCAACCAGAGAAGAGGGCCAGCAGGGAGAGCUCCUUCUGGGCAGCUCUGGGCUCAGCCACUGAGCACCUGCUCCCUUCCGUGUCCUGGGGUGGCUCCUCGAAUGGGACUGGGGACGAGAGAAGUAAAUGUUUACUGUCAGGUCUCCAAAGCUCCAGAUCUUUCCCUAGGUCGUAACUGAAAUCUACUGUCUCUUGUAUUAAUUUGGGGGUGGGGGUGCUAGCUUUGCCAUGGGCGUGAAGCAGUGUAUGUCUCUAAUUUAACGGAUUUACUGCUUUCUCUGCUAAUUGAGAGAGCAUUAUUUAUUUGUUUUGACACAAGUGCUUUCAGUGUUUUAUCCUAGCUAAUGGCUUCUUAAAGGUAAUAAAACCCUUCCAACCUAAUUGGUCAGAUAAGACUUUUUUUCUUGUGUGCUUAAAUAAAGCAAUUAGUGAAGCGCUUCUAUCCAAAAUGACUUUUUUUUUUUGUCCUUUUUUAAAACUAAUUUACUGUUACUGGAAACUUUUUGUACAAUAAAGCAAUCAUGCGGAUUAAAGAA